AAUAAACGGGUUAUCAUUAGUAAACCCAGAAACAGGGACGUGGCUGAACAGCUAUAAUUGUUCUAGAAUAUUCUCUGUCGUUUUAUACACCUCAGUUUGCGACAAAACACGCACAGGUUUCGUUUUGCAAAGCGACCCAAAGAGAGUGUGAGCUUUUUUCUCUCUCCCCUCUCUUAGCAGCUUCUAGAAACGGGAAGGCGUUAUAAUUAAGGGGUGUUACUAGGACAGGUAAUUGCAACCCCCCCUCCUAUAUUAUCAGGACUACCACAGUGGGGUAUCUCUGUGUGCGUGCUUUUGCAGCCGGCGUCGCACCCGUUUGCCUGAAAUUUUUUAAAAUAAAUAGAAUAAUAGCCAAGGACGGUUUUUAUCAAACCCAGAAGUCGCCACCUCGAUGGAUCCUCAGAAGAUCUCGGAGCUGCGGGUCUUCGUGCAGCUCUGCAAGAAAAACGCGGCCGUGCUGCAGCAGCCCGAGAUGAAGUUCUUUCGAGACUGGAUCGAGAGUUUGGGUGGAAGAAUCCCUCUGAUUAACAAUGAUGAUGAUUCACCAAAGAAGGCGAAGCCCGACCAGGGCCCACAGUCCAAAUUCAAACCAGAACCAGAACCAGAAUCUGAGAGCGAGGAGAGUGAAUUGGAGAUUGACAACGAGGGAGUAAUCGCACCCGACACCGAUGAACCUCAGGAGAUGGGAGACUUUGAAAACAUAGAGGUUACUGAUGAAAUGAUAGAUCAAGCCAAUGAAAAGAAGAUGGAUGCAAUGAAUGCUCUGGGAGAAGGUGACCUACAGAAAGCCCUCGACUUGUUCACAGAAGCCAUCAAGUUGAACCCGUGUCUGGCUAUUUUGUACGCCAAGAGAGCCAGUGUGUUUGUUCGGAUGCAGAAGCCGAACGCUGCGGUGAGAGACUGCGACCGAGCGAUCAGCAUCAACCCCGACUCGGCACAGCCCUACAAGUGGAGAGGCAAAGCACACAGGUUGCUGGGGCGCUGGGAGGAGGCUGGGAGAGAUCUCGCGAUGGCUUGUAAGCUGGACUACGAUGAGGAGGCGAGCGCCAUGCUGAAGGAGGUCCAGCCCCGGGCUCUGAAGAUCGCAGAGCACAGACGCAAGUAUGAGAGGAAGAGAGAAGAGAAAGAGAUCCGAGACCGGAGAGAGAGAGUGAAGAAAGCAAAGGAGGAGCACGAGAGAGCACAGCGGGAGCAGGAUGAGAGGGCGGAGGCUGGCGGUCCACACAGAGGAUUCCCAGGAUUCCCUGGGUUCGCUGGUGGUGCUGGUGCUCCUGGGUUUCCUGGGUUCCCUGGUGCUGCUGGUACCGCUGGUGGUUCUGGAGCCGGUGCGUUCAACAUGCCAGGACUCAACGAGAUCUUCAGCGACCCGGAAGUGCUCAUGGCCAUGAAGGAUCCUGAAGUCAUGGCCGCGUUUCAGGAUGUUGCUCAGAACCCCGCCAACAUCUCCAAAUACCAGGGCAACCCCAAAAUCAUGAACCUCAUGGGCAAGCUGUCCUCCAAAUUCGGGGGUGCGCAGCCCUAGGGAACCUGGGCAGGCUGGCGGGGUGGGGCAGGGCGGAGGGUACCCCAACUUUACAAACCUUAUCUGGGGAGCGGGGUUGGGCUUGAGGGGACUAAUCUGUUCCUCCUUGUAUAGAUUUAAUAUUUGAUUCAAUUCAGUAGAGCUCUCAGAAUCUAAACUUCAGAUUCAGCGGAGUGGCGCCAUUAUUAACCUGUCCUGUGACACUCUGCUGCCCUCUGGUGGAAGAGAGAAAUACAGCAGUGUUGUACCAGUAUUAACCUGCCCCCUGGUGGAUGGGAGAAACACAGCAGUGAGAAAUAUCCUCUAGUCCUGAACACAGCAGUCUGUACCCUUACUAACCUGCUCUGCAACUCCUCCAAGCAGAGGGGUGAAAUUCACAGACCGAAGCGAGGAGAACGCGUUCGUUCAACAUGUAACUGUUUUCAAGCGUCUCCUUUUUUGUAAUGUUUAAGAACUUAAAUAAAAAAAAGUAAAACAAACCACAUUUCUUCUUUUUUUUUGAUCAGUUUAGUUUGCUAGAGGGAGGUCAGGUAACCUGUUAUGAUAUACGAGAGCUGAGAUCAAUUCUGUUUUUCAAUUUUCUUUUUAAAAAAAUCAAUUUCCAAUCCGCCCCUCUUAAUCAGUCCCAGCCCACGUCUUAGAAAGGGGAGAGAAAUUAUUAUUAUUAUUAGAAGCUUAAUCCAGGGGUGGCUAAUCAAUCCCAGCACUGAAGUGUCAUGAUUCAACUCCAGGCAUGGCUAACAGAAAAAGAAAAAUGUGACCAUUAAACUUCUUCAGGGUCUGGAGCUUUUUGAGUAAUUAAUUGAAUUAAUUCAAUAAUUAAAACAAUUUAGAACUGGGUUCUUGGGACAAAAUUUUAGACAACCCGUUCGCUUGCUUUGGCUUUUAAGGGAGGUGGGGCAGAGUUCUGCCGAUCGCACCUUCCCUUUAAGAGGGGGAGAAAGGGCGUGGUUUUGCUGAGCAAUCGAAUCAUCAAAUCAAACUGUUUCAAAAUGCUUCAGAUUUUAAAUAAUGAAACACACACACCAGUGAUGUACACUGUGAGCAAAUAAAAGUGACUUUCAAAUUGA
Molecule: messenger RNA, 2592 nt
Organism: Acipenser ruthenus (sterlet)
Lineage: Eukaryota; Metazoa; Chordata; Actinopteri; Acipenseriformes; Acipenseridae
Product: hsc70-interacting protein-like
Molecular function (GO): Hsp70 protein binding; protein dimerization activity
Source: RefSeq, a predicted model, not a curated record